AUGCCUUCCACGCCAAAUCUGAUAAAAAUCAUCACAGGCAACUCUCACAGAGCUCUUGCUGAGAAGGUUGCCGCCAAGCUAGGCAUGAAGGUCUCCAAAGUGGGGGCCUUUCAGUUUUCCAAUAAGGAAACCGCUGUGGCCGUGGGUGAAUCAAUGAGAGAUGAGGACGUCUAUAUCAUUCAGACCGGUUACGGCGAGACCAAGAUUAAUGACUAUUUGAUGGAGCUUCUCUUCCUCAUCAAUGCUUGUCGUGUGGGAGGAGCCAGAAGAAUCACGGCUGUCAUCCCCAAUUUCUUCUAUGCUAGACAAGAUAAGAAAGACAAGUCUAGAGCGCCUAUCACGGCAAAGUUGAUCGCCAACUUGUUACAAACGGCGGGCUGCCAUCACGUCAUUACUCUCGAUUUGCACGCUUCACAAAUUCAGGGUUUCUUCAGAGCUCCAGUGGACAAUUUGUACGCUGAACCAUCCACAUUGAGGUUCAUCAAGGAACACUAUAAUCCCGAGGACUUGACCAUUGUUUCACCCGACGCAGGUGGAGCCAAAAGAGUUGCAUCCAUUGCCGACAAGCUAGAUACUCCAUUUGCUUUGAUCCACAAGGAGAGGCAAAAGGCGAAUGAGGUUUCCAAGAUGGUCCUUGUCGGUGAUGUUGACAAGAAGACUUGUAUCCUUAUCGAUGAUAUCGCUGACACCUGCGGCACGCUUUGCAAAGCAGCUGAAGUGCUUUUGGAAAAUGGAGCCAAUAAGGUGAUCGCUAUGGUUACUCAUGGUAUCUUCUCUAAGAACGCAAUUGAGAAACUCAACAACUCCAAGCUAGACAAGAUCAUAUGCACAAACUCCUUGCCUUUAGAAGACAAGUUGGAGAGAUGCUCCAGAAUUGAAAUAUUAGACAUCAGCCCCACUAUUGCAGAGGCUAUCAGAAGAUUGCACAACGGUGAGAGUGUGUCCUACUUGUUCAACCACGUCCCCGAAUAG
Molecule: messenger RNA, 972 nt
Organism: Candidozyma duobushaemuli
Lineage: Eukaryota; Fungi; Ascomycota; Pichiomycetes; Serinales; Metschnikowiaceae
Product: ribose phosphate diphosphokinase subunit
Exons: 1
Coding region: 1-972 (323 amino acids)
Biological process (GO): purine nucleotide biosynthetic process; 5-phosphoribose 1-diphosphate biosynthetic process; ribonucleoside monophosphate biosynthetic process
Cellular component (GO): ribose phosphate diphosphokinase complex; cytoplasm
Molecular function (GO): magnesium ion binding; ribose phosphate diphosphokinase activity
Source: RefSeq, a predicted model, not a curated record